Triplophysa rosa is the source of this 4166-nucleotide messenger RNA. It is a transcript of the gene ccnd1, whose product is annotated as cyclin D1. Gene Ontology annotation, cellular component: nucleus; cytoplasm; cyclin-dependent protein kinase holoenzyme complex. Gene Ontology annotation, biological process: positive regulation of G1/S transition of mitotic cell cycle; mitotic cell cycle phase transition; regulation of cyclin-dependent protein serine/threonine kinase activity. The transcript has 5 exons. Gene Ontology annotation, molecular function: cyclin-dependent protein serine/threonine kinase regulator activity. NCBI's taxonomy places the organism in Eukaryota, Metazoa, Chordata, Actinopteri, Cypriniformes, Nemacheilidae. Bases 218 to 1096 code for a protein of 292 amino acids. The record is from RefSeq and is a predicted model, not a curated record.
UCCUCCGCCCUAAGCAGACUCCCCCUCGCUCUCUCUCACAGGCUCGCUGCUGCUUUGAUCUUCCCUUAACAACAGUCACGUCAUAGGGGACUUUUGUCAAGCGGAGCGAGAGUUAGAGAGCUCAGCAGAGGCAGCGCAGCAUCCACGGAAGCCGUGUCCGAACUUAGAUCCAAUUCUCUUACUUUGUCAUCGCCAAAAGUCGGGCAACACCGAAGACAUGGAGCACCAGCUGUUUUGCUGCGAAGUGGAUACCAUUAAAAGAGCUUACCAAGAUACCAACCUGUUGAAUGACCGAGUUUUACAGACAAUGCUCAAAGCUGAGGAAAACUAUCUUCCGUCACCAAAUUAUUUCAAGUGCGUUCAGAAAGAAAUUGUGCCUAAAAUGAGGAAAAUCGUCGCAACGUGGAUGCUCGAGGUCUGUGAAGAGCAGAAAUGUGAAGAGGAGGUUUUCCCAUUGGCUAUGAAUUACCUGGACAGAUUUUUAUCGGUGGAGCCCACCAGAAAGACCAGGUUACAGCUGCUAGGAGCCACUUGUAUGUUUUUGGCCUCUAAAAUGAAAGAGACUGUGCCACUAACAGCAGAAAAGUUGUGCAUAUAUACAGACAACUCCAUCCGCCCCAGCGAAUUAUUGCAAAUGGAACUGCUGGCCUUAAAUAAACUGAAGUGGGAUCUAGCCUCCGUCACACCGCACGAUUUCAUUGAACACUUUCUCGCCAAACUUCCCAUACAUCAGAGCAGCAAGCAGAUACUGCGCAAGCACGCCCAGACAUUUGUGGCCCUCUGUGCAACAGAUGUUAACUUCAUCGCGUGCCCUCCCUCCAUGAUCGCGGCGGGCAGUGUGGUGGCGGCAGUGCAGGGGUUGUACCUGAAGAGCAGCGACAGUUCCCUUUCGUCGCAGAACCUCACCCACUUCCUCUCGCAGGUCAUCAGGAGCGACCCUGACUGCUUGCGGUCGUGUCAGGAACAGAUCGAGUCCCUGCUGGAAUCUAGUCUCAGGCAAGCUCAGCAACACAGCAUCUCCACAGAGACCAAACGGGUGGAGGAAGACGUGGACCUGUCUUGCACACCCACAGACGUCAGGGACAUUAACAUCUAAGCGGAUGGCGUUCCACCGAUGAAUCUCCUCAUCUUUGUUUCUGUUGGGUAUGGGCUUUGGCCAAAAGCUUUAUGGGACAAGAGGGAAAACGGUCUCCCCCCUGCACCCCUCCAUCCGACCAAUACCUCGACCAAUCGCAACUUGCCCUUCAGCGAGCCCUGACUGUUGACUGCUUGAGUGGCAUCCCUGCGGUUUUGAUGAUCGGGCUCUGGCCCACCAGGAUCACCAGCGGAGGACAGGGAUCGAAUGGAAGUCUUCUCUAUAUUGAUCCCUCUCUUUUUUAUGCCUCGAGUCAAAAGUUUAAAAUACAGAAACAUAGGCUAUCUAGGAUUUUAAAAUUGCAAAUAACAACGACAGUAGUUGUUGUAGACCUGCCUUAACUUGUCCUUGCGCAGAAAACGUGGGGUAUUUUUUGUGUGUCAAAAACUAUUUUUGAAAGAGAAGAGACGUUAUUUGUUAUGUUUGAUUUCUUUCUCUCAUAGAUAGUACGUUGUUACACUUGCUAGGAGCCCUGCUUUUUCUGCAGUGUAGUCGUUGUAAAUAUAUCCCCGCUUGCUAUGCGUCUAGUCACUUUAUAAUAAUUCUUUAUAAUAAUUCCUAGACAGAUUCCCUAACAAGAUUCUCUUCUCUUCCAAAAUGGUUUAUGUAACCUUAGAAUUUUUUUUAAGCAUGUAUUUUUGUUAUGAUUUAGACGGCUGUGGAUUGCCCGGGAUCUGAAUUAAGGCCAGACACAACCAUUCCUAUGAAUCGUUGCCUUCACUGCCAUUAAUGUAUAGUGCUAUUACUGCCGUGACACAAUAAGCUUAUCUUCUACCUUGCGGUGCAGUCCACAGUCGGCCUUUUUCUUUAGAUUCAUGUAUUAUCUAAAACCAUUCCAUUUUAAAAAAAGAAAAAGCACUUUUAGUCCGUCGUUCGAGGCUGAUUUUUACAAAAAACAGAAAAAAGAAAGAAAUCCGCAGUUGUUAAAACAAUAGGGGGGAAAAUAUGGAAUGGUGGAAUAGACUCGUGUCGUCUUGCAGCAUGGAGCAGGUCUCUUUAUCUAUGGUGUUAAUGGUCUGAAAGAGUAAGCGUGAGAGGGGGACAUUGAGAAGAUAUCUAUUCUUUAAAGGGUUAAUCGCCUCCCGCCUGAAUGGACGGAUGCUAGAGAACGUUUCAAAGUGCAAUCCUACAGAAGCUCGGGCACCUUCUAGCUUCAGAUGCAUUCAGAGUGCUAGAAACACUAUUGGGAACUAUUUAUUCUUAUCUGUUCCCCGUAAGGCCAGUAUGCGUGGAUGCCCUAUUUUUGAAGUAUGUAUGUAAAACUAAGAUUGACAGAGAAACACCAUAGUUAAAGUUGAUGUACUCUGGUCUAGAAUUUGUAUAAAAAAGCAAACAACAAAGUAGAUUUUGCACAAACCCAGAGAUGUCAGUUUUCUUAUGGAUCUCUGGAAGGGGAGAAAGAUGAAGAGGGAUGUUAGACGGCAGAGGGAGGCAAAAAGGGCGAUGGCUGGACAUCAAAGAGUUAAAGCAGAACUGAGAAGAUGUAUGAAACAAAAAAACAAAAAAACAGAGGAGAUGCUGCGGGAAGACACUCCUCAUAUUUAGCUGCUAUGGAGGGAUUUCCAGCGAGAAUGAAACUUUCAAAUGAGAAAACAAAAAAAAAAGAAAAAGACAUGCUUCUUUCUCUUGUCUUGUUUUGCUGCUAUUUUUUGUUUGUUUAUAUAAAAUGUCAAUACAAUGCCAUGUAAUAGGUUUUAAUUUUCUCAUAGAAAAUUAUGAUAUUAUUGACAACUUUGGUUCUUUUGGUAGUUUUUUUUUUUUUAAUGUGAUCAAUUUUUGUUAAUGUGAUUUCUACGCUAUGCUAUUCCCAAAACAAAAAAGACAAAAAAAACACACAAAAGCAGAUGAAAAAAUAGACAAACGUUUCUGUUGUACCCACGAUACCUCAAACUACAGUGAUUUAGCAUUGAUUUAGUCUGGGACUUUUUCUUAGUGCUAUUUGUUUUGUUUUAUUUUGUGGUUAUACCGUGCCUGUUAGUCCUGUUGUAAACUGCAAAUGAUCAUGUAAAUCAUCAUCAUCAUCCUACUGGGUCCUGAUGCGAGCGAGUAGAAAAGCACAUUGAAUGGAAUUGGUGCCAUAAACAUUGACUCUUGCGAGUUUAUUUUCACAGUUUCAUUAAAGGAGACUAUAUACCCACUAAAGCCUCUUCUAGCCCAUCUUAAUGAGUUAAUGAAGCUUUUGUUUAAAACGUCACCAUUGUGAGUUUGUGACUGCCAUGUGUACUUACAAAGCCAUCGUUUUGUCAUGUAGUAAUUUAACACAGCGCAGACAAAAAUGUCUGCUUCGAGACGUCUUAAUAAAUGUGACUCGGCUACAAUCAGCAGUAACGCUUGACCUGAUUUUUUUUUCAUUAGCCCAAUUGACUUUGUGUCUAUGGAUCUACAGUUUUUCCGGAGUUCUUUUCCUGGCUGUUUGUUGAAUAGAGAGGAACCUGAAAAGCCACCUUUAUCUUUACUUUUAUGUACGUUAGUCUAUAACAUGGUGCUGCUAAAUGUUUGCAUUGAGACUAGAGUUUCUGGAAGAGAUGUGGCUAUAAGCUAGUUAUGGUGGUGGAGGUGAUUCAGGACCCAGGGGAAACAAUUAUAUUAUCCUCUGUAGUAUCAGGAAAGUUUUUUUUACCUCAAGACAAAAUUAAUUGAAUGAUGAAAUCCAGCAUGUAUUGGUGCGAUACACACACACACAAACCAAGAGACUGCCUUGCAAUCAAUGAAAUGAUGUGUGUGAGGGGUCAUCGCUCUUGAAUGUUUAGGGGAAACAGAGAAGAGAAUGCACCCCCUCAGUAUAAAAAUUGUAUCCUCAUGUCUUAAUUCUGUUGUAAACAGACCCGUAGAGUCUGUUUGUUUAAUAUGGUAUUCAUUUGCAAGGAUCAAACUAAAAUGUGCCAUUGAUCCUCAAACACAAUGUCAUUGUUUGAGAUUUGUGUUUUUAUUUUCACAAACUGGUCACUGAAAUGCACAAUCUUUCCUUGCUGACCCAUCUUAGCCAUGAGGUUACCUAGAAUAAAACUUUAAAAAAAACACUUGUCUAGUC